This is a messenger RNA of Brugia pahangi, 3519 nucleotides long. The record is from the annotation of a GenBank genome assembly. Lineage: Eukaryota; Metazoa; Nematoda; Chromadorea; Rhabditida; Onchocercidae.
AUGACAAACGAUCUUGGGAGCGGACAGCGUGGACGGGAAAUGAAAAACAGUGAUACAGAUGACGAUGUCGACAAUGGCGUCCCAUUCGCUGAAGAACAUGAAAAUAAAGAAAAUGCUCGUGGGAGAGUUAAUUUUCUUAAAGCAUCAGCACAGCACAACAAUCAGGAAGAUGCUAUGGAUACAGCCUAUGUUAAUGAAGGACGCAGUUCUCCAUUACCCGGAGAUUGUGAAGAGGAUGAUCCGUAUAAACCGGAAGGAGUUUUACGCAUGGAUAUUGACCACUUCAGUGACUUUGCUCGUGGCUCAUCUGAAACGCAUCAGAAAUUGAGUGAACCGAUAUUUGUUAGAGGUUUACCAUGGAGGAUUUUAGCAAUGCCACGGGAGCAGAAUAGAUUUCAAAGUGAGCGCCGCUCAGCUGGGCGUGCUUUUGGCUUCUUCCUGCAAUGUAAUGGAGAAGCAGAAGCGAUUUCUUGGUCAUGUACUGCAAGUGCUAUCCUCACUGUCUUGUCACAGAAACCCGGAGUUGAGAACCAUGUGCGAAGAAUCAAUCAUACUUUCUAUCAAAAGGAGAAUGACUGGGGUUAUUCACAGUUCCUUCCGUGUGAAACACUUCUGAACCCUGAAAGCGGUUACAUUAAAGACGAUACUAUCAAACUGGAAGUGUUAGUUAUGGCGGAUGCUCCUCAUGGCGUGCAAUGGGAUAGCAAGAAACAUGCUGGCUUUAUUGGUCUUAAAAAUCAGGGUGCAACGUGUUACAUGAAUUCGAUAUUGCAGACUUUCUUCUUCACCAAUCAACUGAGGAAGGCCGUGUAUCAAAUGCCAACUGAAAAUGAUGAUCCAGAGACCUCGGUAGCAUUAGCUAUGCAGCGUGUUUUUUAUGAAUUACAAAAUUCGGACAAACCUGUUGGCACGAAAAAGUUGACAAAAUCAUUCGGAUGGGAUAGUGUCGAGUCAUUUCAUCAGCAUGAUGUACAGGAGUUGUGUCGUGUACUGCUGGAUAAUUUAGAAAAUAAAAUGUCUGGAACGAAGGUAAAAAAUACCAUCCCUUCUUUGUUUGAAGGAAAAAUGAAGUCAUACGUGCGCUGUAAAAAUGUAUGUUUUGAAUCAAAUCGGGUUGAAUCAUUCUAUGAUCUUCAGCUUAACAUCAAAGGCAAAGCAAAUGUUCUAGAAUCCUUCUCUGAUUAUACGGCUGCAGAAAUACUUGAUGGUGAUAAUAAAUACGAUGCUGGGGAAUUCGGUUUGCAGCCAGCUGUUAAAGGCGUCAAAUUCAUUUCAUUUCCUCCGAUUUUACAUUUGCAGUUGAUGCGUUUCCAGUAUGACGCAUUACAGGAUGCAAACGUGAAAAUUAAUGACCGGUUCGAGUUCCCUGCACUUUUAAAUUUGAAUGCGUUCAUAGAAGAGGGUGACAAGAAAGAACCUCAGGACUUUUUACUUCAUGCUGUCCUAGUACAUUCAGGUGAUUUCCAUGGUGGUCAUUAUGUAGUUUUUAUCAACACAAAUUUGGGUGGACCACCUAAGUGGUGCAAAUUUGAUGAUGAUGUUGUUUCUCGUGCUUCUGUUCGUGAUGCUAUAGAGGCAAAUUAUGGUGGCGAUGAUCCCGAUCUCCCAGGCAAAUCAUUUACCAAUGCCUAUAUGCUUGUUUAUAUAAAAAAAAGUUGUAUAAAUGACGUUUUGUGCCCGGUGGCGGAAGAAGAUAUUCCGCGACAUUUGCGACUACGAUUUGAGGAAGAAAAAUCAGCCGAUGCCAAAAAGAAGAAAGAGAAACUCGAAGCCCAUCUUUUUACAGAGCUUAUUGUGAUAUUAGAGGAGCAUAUGUAUAGCUAUUCGGGAUUUGAUUUAUUCGAUCCGAAAAUACUGGAUGAGGCUCGUCGACUAAAGGUUGAGAAGAAGAUGAGUAUUGAUCAGCUAUAUACACUAUUUGCAGAAGAGUUUCAUCUUAGCGAAAAUAACUUUCGCCUGUGGCAAGUACAUGAAAACACAAUUCGGGAUGAAAGGAAUAAUGCACUUUCUUUGAAUCGUCUUCGCCCGUCGACGUUGCUGAAGCGUGAUGGUGAACGACCGCACUCAAGUCGUGUUGAUAUGGCUCUUGAAGGUGAUCGCAACAUUGUUUUUCUCGAAACCGCACAAGAUUCGGGAAAUUCUCUCAACGGUUUGCCGCCAUACAAUGAAUCAAAUGAUAUGAUGUUUUUCUUAAAAUAUUAUGAUGCUGAUGAGAAGAUGACUUUCUUUUGUGGUCACAUAAUGAUCAAUUAUAAAUCGAUGAUUCGAAAUUAUUUGCCACAAAUUUUACAAAAAGCCCGUCUGCCUCCAGGGACAGAAUUGAAAUUUUAUGAGGAGAUUGCACCGGAUCGAAUGCGUCCCUUAUGCAUAGACGAUAUGAUAUCGCAAGAUCACGCAUUGGUGGACUUAGUCGAUGGUACUUUGUUGGUAUUCGAAAGAACCGAUAAAUCAACUACAGAAAAUAACGCUCAUUUGUAUUAUACAACAAAAUAUAAUGCUAUGCAAGUUGAGGCAUUGCAAAAUCCGGAAGGUUUCGGGACACCUUUGAAUGAACAAUUUGAACCAAUUUUGGGAGAAAUAAGUCAGACAUGGACUAUGGGACAGCUGAUGCAGUGGAUCGCUAGUGGUAUUGAAUGUUCGGCGGAUCAUAUCCUCUUGUGGAAGGUAAGUCAGUACAACGAGAAACCAACCAACAAUCAUUUGAACGAACAUGAGCUACGGGUUUAUUCAGUGAAAGAUCUUCUUGGAUUGACAAGUCCACAUAAACACGACCCUCGGCGACAGAAACGCUAUCGUGUUUAUUAUACAAAGAUGCCCAUUUCUGUGAGCGAUCUCGAACGACGUUAUAAGAUGAGAGUGCAGAUGAUGGAUGAAAAAAUGCAAAUUACGGAAACUACUGUCUUUCCCGAGAAAACAGGAACAGUUCAAUCAAUUUUAGAUGAGGCGCAGAGGGAAUUCCGUUUUUCACCUAACGGAACUAAAUUAUUGAGGCUUGUUUACGUAGGUCAGGCAUCACACUGUUUACGGGCUUACCAUGUUUUCACUAAUGACACACUUGCCAGUGAAAUUUAUACGAAGAUUGGCAAUACAUCUUACGCAGUCAGUUUGCCAUCUCAUUCAGUGCGGGUUGAAGAGAUACCGGAAGAUGAAGUUACUGUUAGGCCUGGCGAACAUCUCUUACCUGUUGGUCAUUUCGAUAAAGAUCCGACACGUAUGUUCGGCAUCCCUUUUUUCAUUAAAGUUACAAAUGGAGAAACACUCGAAAGUGUGAGCGAGCGAAUUAGAAAGAAGCUGGACGUCACUGUUAAGGAAUUUGAAAAGUACAAGUUUGCAAUAAUUGUCAACAAUCGAGUGAGUAAAUAUUUGGACAAGGACAACGUGGUUAAUCUCAAUGAACUUUCUCAUACACAUAUUACAGGUUACGCAUCCGCACCUUGGCUUGGAUUGGAUCAUAUGAACAAAAGUCGCGGUACACGUGGUUCACACACAACUGAAAAAGCGAUCGUUAUUCAUAACUGA